AAUUGUACACAGACGGCAAAGAACCGACUCCGGCGUCACUGUACUCAAAUCCCGGCUGAGUUUUCGGACAGUCUGGUGCGCAAGUAAACCAGUGAAGACGGACUGGUGCAAUCUUCAUUCAGUCUCCCUCACAACGUGACCGAGGCCAUUGGAAGCCUUACGGAUGGCAGGACUUCUGAACCUGUGAGCCGGCCUUUGAGGUGCCAAAACACACCGGAACAGGAGGUGACAGGAGCUGAGAUUGACAGGUGUUGGCAGCACGUUGGUCACAUGUUUGAGGUGUUGAGUGGGCGGAUGGUUGGAGAAAAUAACUUCCUCUGAAAUAUAAUAACGCCAUUAAGGCUGUUCCCGAGCCAUGAAUUGUGCUCCCGGCCUCGCGUCGACCAAUGGACGAGGAUGAGGUCAUGUGAGUGUGCACCGUCGUCGCAGUGCCGCGGACUCGUAGCUGGGCGAAAUCUCACCUCGAUGGACUGGGGGCCCCUUCUGCACGCGGUUGACCUCCGGUCGUCAACCUGAGAGGCGGAAUCUACGGCGCCCGCAGCAGGAAACGGAGCCGGGUCUCCGCGGCUCGAAUAUUGCAGAAGAUAGAGACCACGUUCAUUCUGCAUCAACAAUUCCGAUCUGCAGCUCGCCAGAGGAAUGCACGACCGAAAGCUGUUCCCAUGAGGACAGACACCUGUGUGUUUGGGGGACGGGCGCGGGAGCCCGACCAUGGGGGAUACGGCGGACUACCAGAGACUGCAGGAGACGUCGGACUCCGACUACCAGCGGCUGCCCAGCGAUGGCGAGGAGAAACUGGGCAGUAGCAUGCAGUGUGAGGAAGGUACAGAAUGGUUGCUGGAGCUGCUGAUGGAGGUGCAGUUGCAGCAGUACCUCCUCCGGAUCCGAGAUGACCUCAACGUCACGCGGCUGUCACACUUUGAUUACGUCAAGAACGAGGACCUGGAGAAGAUCGGCAUGGGUCGACCUGGACAGAGACGGCUGUGGGAGGCUGUGAAAAGGAGGAAAGCCAUGUGCAAGCGUAAAUCCUGGAUGAGCAAGGUGUUCAGUGGAAAGCGCCCCGACGGAGGAGACUUCCCCCAGCAGAGCCAGCUGGCCUCCUCCUUCCGUAAGCUGUCUCCCACACCUGCUCUGGGCUUGGGGGACGGGGUCCUGGCCACACAUCCCGGUGGCGGUGCUCCUCUCGAUGAGCAGCAGCAGCAGCAGCAGCAGCAGCAGGCCCUGACCUGCCUCAUCCCAGAGAAGGAUCUGACGCUGUUUGAGAAGCUGGGGGACGGAACCUUCGGAGUGGUGAAGAGAGGAGAAUGGCUGACGCCGGCAGGGAAGGUGCUGAAUGUAGCUGUGAAGUGUCUGAAGACAGAUGUGCUCAGCCAGCCCGAAGCUCUGGAGGACUUCAUCUGUGAGGUCAACGCCAUGCACUCCCUGGACCACCAGAACCUCAUUCGUCUCUACGGUGUGGUGCUGACGCAUCCAAUGAAAAUGGUGACGGAGCUGGCCCCCCUGGGUUCUCUGCUGGAGCGUUUGCGGUGUGUGCGUCCACAGGGCCCGGUGUUGAUCCACACUCUGUGCCAGUACGCUGUACAGGUGGCCUGCGGCAUGGCCUAUCUGGAGCAAAGGAGGUUCAUCCACAGGGACCUGGCAGCCAGGAACAUCCUGCUGGCCUCAGCUCACAGAGUGAAGAUAGGAGACUUUGGCCUGAUGAGGGCGCUGCCCAACAACCACGAGCACUACGUCAUGCAGGAGCAUCGCAAGGUCCCCUUUGCAUGGUGCGCGCCGGAGAGUCUGAAGACCAGAACGUUCUCUCAUGCCACUGACACUUGGAUGUUUGGAGUCACUCUCUGGGAGAUGUUCACACACGGCCAGGAGCCAUGGCUCGGUCUCAACGGGAGCCAGAUUUUGCACAAGAUUGAUAAAGAAGGUGAACGCCUCCCUAAGCCUGAAGACUGUCCGCAGGAUGUGUAUCAUGUGGUGCUGCAGUGUUGGGCUCAGAAACCAGAUGACAGACCUUCCUUUGUUGCGCUGCGGGAGUUCUUGCUUGAGACCAUGCCCACAGACAUGUGUGCCCUGCAGGACUUUGAUGAGCCUGACAAACUCCAUAUCCAGAUCAAUGAUGUCAUCACUAUAAUAGAGGGGAGGGCAGAGAACUACUGGUGGAGAGGUCAAAACAAGCGAACCCUAAAGGUCGGACCUUUCCCCAGAAACGUGGUGACAUCGGUGGCCGGUUUGUCAGCUCAUGACAUCAGCCGGCCGCUCAAGAACAGCUUCGUCCACACAGGACACGGAGACAGCAACCCUGAGCGGUGCUGGGGCUUCCCUGACAGGAUUGACGAUCUGUACCUCGGUAAUCCCAUGGAUCCGCCCGACGUCAUCGGGGUCGACCUCAGUGGCGCUCGGCCCACACAGCUACCGGGACGAGCUAGAAAGGAGCCUCCUCCUCGUCCUCCUCAACCAGCAGUGUUAAUCAAGAGUAAGUCUGGUUUCUCUCGGCAGCUCCUCACCCAUUGUUCCUGCCCUCUCUGUUCCCUCCUAGCUCCACUCCUCAAAGGGCCGUGCUACGAUGCAGUGAAUGAUGACGAGGACCUGACCCUGGCGGGUCUAAAGAGAUUAUCGCUUUGGAAAACGGCUUCUGUCAAAGGCCUGAAGCUCAAGCCGUCCGCGUGGGUCUCUGCUUCCAAACAGGGGAGCGGCCGGACUUCGGGCUCAGGCCACAACCCCGGCAGCGAAGUGUCCCUCAUUGACUUUGGGGAGGAGUUCCCCCCGCCGACCCCGUCCCCCUCGCCUGUGGUCGAGAUUCAGGUUCCCACCCUGGCAAAGCUGGCGUUGGAAGCAGAGAACCUCCUGGACCGGACCCCGCCUCAGAGCCCGUGCAGAUCGCUGCCCCGCCCCCUUCACCCCACACCAGUAGUGGACUGGGAUGCUCGGCCGUUACCUCCACCUCCGGCCUACGACGAUGUGGCCCAAGACGAGGACGACAUGGAGGUGAGCUCUAUCAACAGCUCGGAGCAGCAGCAUGAAGAGGAGCAGGCUGAGGUCUAUAACCCAGAUGUGGCUCUCCUCUCUAGACCCAAGCUGGAAGGUGAUGCUCUGGUUGCCAGGGGUCCAGACGGAUCAGGUCUUGGGGACAACCUUUUUCUGCCCAGCAAGCAGAGCCAAAUUGUGUCCACCUCCUUCUCCCAGUCAGCAGAGAUCUUCCAAGAGCUCCAGCAGGAGUGCAUGAAGAGGCUCAAUGUACCGACUGGAAGUGCUGCACAGUCAAGCUCUCCAUCUCAAAGUUUAUCCCCGUGUCCCCGGACACAACAGACUGACGAGGGACACAAGCAGAGUGUCUUCUCCUCCAACGAGGACAAACCCCAAAUCCCCCCACGUGUCCCCAUACCCCCUCGCCCCACCAAGAGGGGCGACUACAUGUCUCCCCGCUGGUCACAGGAUCUCUCCCUGUCACCAACGCCGGCCGACGUCAGAGAAGAAGCUUUAGGCCGGGGACAACCCCCCCAGAUCCCCCCCCGAGACCCUUUGUCCCAGCCGGGGUCCAGGACUCCCAGCCCCAUGGGCCUGGUGGUGGGCUCCCCCCAGCAGAGACUCUACUCUGUCAGCCCCGUCUUAACGCAGGCUCACCACACCCCGUGUCCGCCGGCACACACGUAUGGUUCCCACCUCUCCACCUCGCCAGGUAAGCUCAUGCCCACCACGCACAGCUUCGCCUCGGACCCAAAAUACGCCGCACCCAAAGUGAUCCAGGCCCAGGGGCACGGGAGGGACUCGGCCAGCAAAGGCCCGUGCAUCCUCCCCAUCGUCCGCGAUGGACGCAAGGUCAGCAGCACCCACUAUUACCUCCUGCCGGAGAGGCCGCCCUACCUCGACCGCUACGACCGCUUCUUCAGGGAGGCCGACCCCCAGCCUGCGGGGGGUGUGGAGGAAAGGCCCCCGCGGCAGGCGAACACCGCCACGGUCCGACCCAUGGUGGUCGGCGGCCAGUUUCUCCAGGGACACGCCCCGGGGCCGGCGCUUGUCCAGCCGGGUGAGCUGAAGGCUAAUUUCUCCUCCAACAACAACAGCAGCAGCAGCAGCCUGGGCGGGCCGCGGCCGGGGAUGAAGACAUCCGCUAGUCUACCUCGCGUCGCUUCUGACGGGCCGACGGCAGCGGUGGUCCCCGCGUCCUGCGCCGGGACGGAUGGCGGCGGGAACUCGGCUGACAGGGUCAAAAUGGUGCAGGCGGCAGUUCAUGGAGUCACAAUAGAGGAGUGCCAAGGCGCCCUCCAAAACCACAGCUGGAACGUCCAGAAAGCUGUGCAUUUUCUCAAGGUGGAGCAGCUGUUCUGCUUGGGUCUGCGGAGCAGAUCAGAGUGUCUAAAGCUGUUAGAGAUGUGCGACUGGAACCUGGAGGUGGCCAGCACUCAGAUGUUGGACAACUAUGGAUCCUCAACAAGGCAGAGACGGUGACUGAUGAGCUCUGAUUGGAACUUCAUCCUCAGUAAAAGGACAUCGGUGAAUGGGCAGCCGACCCUUUUCGUAUAUGCUGCGGAUGCUCGUCCAAUCAGAAGACUGUUAUUUAGCAAUGGAAGAAUCAAGCACAUUUUACCUGAACCGGCACAAAAUACUUCAUUAUUAUGACUCUAUUCACAUGGACUAUUUGUUUGGGAGUAAAAAAUCUUUUUGGACUUUGACGACCUUUUCUAAGUGGUUCAGAGAGAAGAAUAAAUGACAACGCACUUUCAAGUUCAACCUGAGAUGCGUCGUCCAAACAGGUUCCCUGCGGUAACAGAUCGUGGGCGCUAACUACCCUACUGGGACACUUCCAAGGGUCCUCGUUGUCCCACAAUUGCUGUUCUUUUGAUAAUGUCCACAAAACAGCGGUUUGACAGGGAAUUUGAAGAAAGCAACAUAACACAAUUGAAUCCGGCGCACUUCCUAGGAUUUAAUCAAACUACAGUGAAUGCAGAUUUGACCUACAUUUAAAAUGUAUAAAGAGACAUUUAUGUGUUUGUUUACAAAAUAUCGAUAAUAUUUAAAUAUUUUUUGAACAUAAUGCUAAGAGACGAGAGAAGACUGUUAUGAGACACUAAAAGUAAUUUGGUGAAUUAUUUAAAAAAGGGCUGAAGAGCUGAAGGGCUAUGCAGUCACUCGACUCUUGCUACUAAAACCUUUCCUUAUUCAUUGCCCAAACAUAUUUUUUGUACAUCAGCUGAAAACUCCUGCCAGCUGGGUAUUUUCUGCACACUACGUUGGCAGCUAAUAACAGCAAUGCAGCAGAAUUUACCCCGAGGGGCAGAUCCUGUUCUAUCACUUAAAAUGACAAACGUUAUAUUUCGGUCAGCAGCUUUGGAGGCAAUCAUUUAAAACUGGAAAGGACUUGUCAGCUCUGUGUGAACCUUCUGCUGGGCAGAAAAUGCAUUUUUCUGACUGGGUAUUGUCACAGUGGAGCCCUGAGCGAUGAACAUGAAAAACCUCUGGGCACAUGUUCUCCCGUUUUUAUUUCGGCUGCACCUCGAGUGUGAGGACUCCACAACAGGGAUGAAAGGCUUCCAUUUGCUUCUAAAAUUCACUUUUUCCAACCAACCAAAUACUUUUUAGGGAUUCUAUUGUGCAGCACAUACGGCCCUUUGGUGCUAUAGAAGAGGAAAACAAACUUUUUUUGUGUGUACAAUUGCAAUAUAAAUGGUUUUCCCCCAUUAAGUCAUUUACUUUGCUCAAACUAAUCCCUCCUGUGAAGGGUCCCGGCCCAAUCGGUCCAAGGCCGGAGCUCCAAAUGGUGUGUGAAAAAGCUAAUAUAGAACCACAACAAGCCUGCUGACUGCCUCUGAAAAUCAAGAUACGAAAGUGUGUCUAGAAUACAUUUUCUAAAUGACGUACAAGACAGAUUGCGGACGACAACCUGGAGUCAAAGCUUCCUCCUGUGUGCAAUAAGGCUGCCGUAGAACCCGGGACCUCCCGGUCUGGACGUCCUUCAGAAAACACCAUUUUCAGAACAAAGUGUUUGUGAGAGUGAGUCGUCCUCCCGAUAGCCGGCUAAAAUUGUACUUAAAAACUUUUCCCCUCUAAUGUGUUGUGGUAACGUUGAUUGUUGAGGAGAAGUCGGUUCGUGUGUUGUUUGAAUACGAAGCUGCUGAAGUGUUCUGAAGGACUGAAGUGAUCCUUGUGGUGUUGUGAUCGACCCAAAGCAACAUCGUCCUGUUGUUGUUUCUACUCCGAUGUUUGAAAACUGUUCUGUUUUGUCUUUGUUUGACAUAUCAGAUUCUUCAGAAAGAAUUUGUAUAUAUUUGCUUCUCAGAAUUGGUUUUAUUGGCCUGUUUCACUCCUCCUGGGUUGUUAGAAAUGUUUAAGAGAAGAUCAUGCUGCCGAAUUUAUAAAUGUAUUUUUUAUUAAAGAUUUCAUUAUUUUUUA
Pungitius pungitius (ninespine stickleback) is the source of this 6381-nucleotide messenger RNA. It is a transcript of the gene tnk2b, whose product is annotated as tyrosine kinase, non-receptor, 2b. The transcript has 21 exons. Gene Ontology annotation, biological process: negative regulation of epidermal growth factor receptor signaling pathway; protein phosphorylation; regulation of keratinocyte differentiation. The record is from RefSeq and is a predicted model, not a curated record. The coding region runs from base 712 to 4440 and encodes 1242 amino acids. Gene Ontology annotation, molecular function: protein serine/threonine/tyrosine kinase activity; protein tyrosine kinase activity; ATP binding. NCBI's taxonomy places the organism in Eukaryota, Metazoa, Chordata, Actinopteri, Perciformes, Gasterosteidae.